This is a messenger RNA of Lycium barbarum (goji berry), 2045 nucleotides long. RefSeq lists its product as uncharacterized. Bases 276 to 1697 code for a protein of 473 amino acids. The transcript is spliced from 2 exons. The record is from RefSeq and is a predicted model, not a curated record. NCBI's taxonomy places the organism in Eukaryota, Viridiplantae, Streptophyta, Magnoliopsida, Solanales, Solanaceae.
UAAUGUUUCUUUGACCCCACAUUUCCCUACAUAAUUACAAAAUAACAGCUAGAGAGAGAGAGAGAGAGACGCUACUCUGUUUUCUUCGUGAUUUCAUUCAUUUCUAAUUAACUUUUUUCACCUUCUUUUUCUUCUUAAAUCGCUGUCUCUUCUCGAUUAUUGUGUUUGUUCUUCUUCGAAUAUCUCGCAAUUUUCCUUUAUCGAGUUCACCGGAAAAUUCAUCAUUCUUGAUUAUUUUUUUUGUAGUUUUAUGUUUUUUUGGUGAAGGAUAAAGCAUGAGUAGCGUACAGAAUACUGUAGAUACUGUAAAUGCUGCUGCUACGGCCAUAGUUAAUGCAGAAAGUAGAGUUCAACCAUCUACAGUUCAGAAGAGAAGAUGGGGAAGUUGCUGGAGUCUAUACUGGUGUUUUGGUUCUAACAAGCACAGCAAACGAAUUGGUCAUGCCGUCCUUGUUCCUGAACCUGCAGCACCUGGACCUUCUGUUCCAGUUACUGAAAAUCCAAACCACUCGGCCACCAUUGUAAUUCCCUUUAUAGCUCCUCCCUCUUCUCCUGCAUCCUUUCUUCCGUCUGAUCCUCCUUCUGCUACCCAGACACCCGCUGGAUUAGUCUCUGUCAAAUCCCUCUCUAUUAAUGCAUAUUCUCCCGGUGGGACUGCAUCUAUUUUUGCAAUUGGUCCCUAUGCUCAUGAAACACAGUUAGUUUCCCCACCUGUUUUUUCUACCUUUACUACUGAACCUUCUACAGCUAAUUUUACUCCCCCACCUGAACCAGCGCAUAUGACAACACCACCUUCACCAGACGUGCCUUUUGCGCAGCUUUUGACAUCAUCACUAGCCCGCAAUAGAAGAUAUAGUGGGUCCAAUUAUAAGUUCCCGUUGUCCCAGUAUGAGUUUGUGCCUUAUCAAGAUCCAGGAAGUCCACGUAGUAAUCUAAUAUCUCCAGGUUCAGUAGUAUCAAAUUCUGGCACCUCCUCACCUUUCCCUGGCAAAUGCCCUAUAAUUGAGUUCAGUAAGGGGGAACCUCCAAGAUUUCUUGGUUAUGAACAUUUCUCCACUCGUAAAUGGGGUUCAAGAGUUGGCUCAGGAUCGUUGACACCGAGUGGCUGGGGCUCUAGGCUGGGCUCUGGAACUCAGACCCCGAACGGUGGGAUUUCAAGGCUAGGCUCUGGUACUGUGACUCCAAAUGGUGGGGAACCUCCUUCCCGAGAUAGUUACCUUUUGGAGAACCAAAUCUCCGAGGUAGCAUCUCUUGCCAAUUCUGAUAAUGGAUCUGAAAUUGAGGAAGGUGUAAUUGAUCACAGAGUUUCAUUUGAAUUAACUGGGGAAGAUGUCCCAAGUUGCAGAGAAAAGGAGCCCGUCAUGCCACAUUCGCAACACACUCUGCCAAGGGAUGUCCCUGCCCCUUCCAAUUUGUUAUCCAACGAAAUGGAAAGUAGUAGCUCUAUAGUCGAAGAAAAAGCAGAUGAAUUGCCUGGGAAAGCUUCAGAAAGCGGCGAAGAUCAAUGUCAGCGAAAGCACCGGAAUAUUACAUUUGGUUCAAGCAAAGAUUUUGAUUUUGACAAUGUGAAAAUAGAAGUCUUGGAGAAGGACAGUGUUGACUGUGAGUGGUGGACAAGUGACAAGGCUGCAGGGAAGGAAUCAGGUAUUCAAAACAACUGGACUUUCUUUCCUGUGUUGCAGCCAGGAGUCAGCUAAUGCCUGAGACUAAAAGUUUAUGUUGGAUAUCAAUGUUACACAUACCGAUGUUACUGCUUCUGAUAAUAUAAGCUGGGAAUGCAAUUUUGAGACAUAGAAUUCUAACUGCAAAGAAGAUUGCAAACUUAGUUUUAAAACUGGAGUUGGACUUGUUACACAUCAUGCAUCAGUAAUUGGUGUUUGGUGCGCAGAUACUCACCUGAAAAUACUCCUUUGAAUAAAGGACUUUUGUAUACAAUAAUAGAAUAUGUUUGAAAAGAGAUGUAAAUGAUAUUUCCUUAAAAUUGAGAUGUUAGACCUGAGAAUUUUUCACUUCCACUUUUUUAUGGUAUCAAAGUUAUUAUGCUA